CGGCCCGAUCCAAUUGUGAAUUGGGUCCAUUUAAAUGCGGUUUAACCCGACCCGAAAAAUCCACGGCGGGUGAGUCAUUGUAUGUUGAAUCCAUGCAAGUGAUUUUGCCCAACGUUGACGCUGCUGCAUUCCGAUAAUCGAAAUGGCUCUCGAUUUCAUCCUCGCCGACGUCAUUGCAUUACCCCGAUUCUAGAACAGAGGCGAUUGGUGCCGGAAUAUAUAUAGACGUAUAUAUAUUUUUGUGGCUAAAGAUGUCGAUCCAACACGAUAAUGCGGAAGCUAAACCUCUUUCAGGUAGUUGCCUUUAUGACCUCUUGCAUUCAGAACCCUCGUCAAAUUGUGGUGAGCAUUCAGGGGAAUGGAACAUUUCAUUUUCCAAAGAAGGUCCUCAAGGGAGGCUGAACAGUCUGUUAUCCGAAGCUGGCAACAGCAUUUGUGCAGAUUGUGGAUCACCAGAUCCAAAGUGGGUAUCGUUGAGCAUUGGAGCUUUCAUUUGUAUCAAAUGCUCAGGAGUGCACAGAAGCCUCGGAGUGCACGUAUCAAAGGUCCUGUCAGUGAAGCUUGACGAAUGGACCCAUGAGCAAGUUGAUGCAUUAUCUCAACUCGGAGGAAACAUUGCCGUGAACUUGAAAUAUGAGGCGAAUGUGCCCACUAAUUACAAGAAACCAAAACCGUAUUCUUCCACAGAGGAGCGCACCGAUUUCAUAAGGAGAAAAUACGAACUGCAACAGUUUCUGAACCAGGAUUCUCCAGCAGCUUGCCCAUUUCCGCUUUCGUCACCACUUUCAUCAACCUCCCAGUGCAGCCCUUCAACCAACUGUUCUCCAUCGCCCAACGAGAAAAGACACUUGCACAAACAUCAAGCCAGUAACCGCAUCUACGGUAUAGGACAAGCGUUUCGUGUUAGCAAGAGACGAGCAGAACACAAGGCUUCCAAAAAGAGCAACUCCAUGUCCAUGGCAGGUAUGGUGGAGUUUGUCGGACUAAUUAAGGUGAAUAUCAUGCGGGGCACCAAUCUGGCUAUACGAGAUAUGAUGACAAGUGACCCUUAUGUCAUUCUCUCGUUGGGAAAUCAGUCAAUGAAAACUCGGGUUAUAAGGAAUAACCUCAACCCGAUCUGGAAUGAAAGCCUAAUGUUGUCGAUUCCAGACAGCAUACCUCCUUUGAAAUUGCUGGUCUACGAUAAGGACACAUUCAAGAGCGACGACUUCAUGGGAAGCGCAGAGAUCGAUAUCCAGCCACUCCUCUCUGCUGCAAGAGUUUCGGAGAACACGGCCAGCAUCGUGGAGGCAACAACAGAGUUUGGAAAAUGGGGAGAAAGAAAAGAGACAAAAGCGGUGAAAGAUGGCGACAUCUGCAUGCAAAAUGGUAAGGUGAAGCAACACAUAUCGAUCAAGUUGCAGAAUGUUGAGCGCGGGGUGUUGGAGAUCGAACUCGAAUGCUUGCCACUCUCACAGUAAGAGGAAAGUUCUUUUCGACGAGGGAUCGAGAUCGAGCUAGAGAGAGAGAGAGAGAGAGAUAUAGAGAUGAUCCUCUCCAUUAACAUCAAGAGGCAAAAACACACAAAGGUACUCUAAUAAUCUCUCAACAAUUUUUAAGUUUUAAUUUUGGUUUUCUUUUUCUUACUUUUCAUUCAUUCAUUCAUUCAAAAGUGGCAAGAUUUCAGAUUCUUUGUGUUGUUUUUUGAGAAAUUGAGCCACUUUCAAAUGUUGUAUGUUGUAUGAAUAUGUGGGAACUUAUA
Andrographis paniculata is the source of this 1741-nucleotide messenger RNA. RefSeq names its product probable ADP-ribosylation factor GTPase-activating protein AGD11. The record is from RefSeq and is a predicted model, not a curated record. Lineage: Eukaryota; Viridiplantae; Streptophyta; Magnoliopsida; Lamiales; Acanthaceae. The transcript is spliced from 11 exons. Gene Ontology annotation, molecular function: GTPase activator activity; phospholipid binding. Bases 252 to 1460 code for a protein of 402 amino acids.